AUUACUUUAAAAGAACCAGUCCCCUUUUUUCUGUUCAUUUGUUAGAGAAAAUGAGGUCUUCUUGGUGUGAUGUUACAUUUGUUUAGAUAUGUGAGAUGCUGUACUUUUUAGCUCUGCUGCUGAUAACAGAGAUGCUGCUUUUGUAGCUUAAGUCAGGCCAAAGUAAGGGCAGAGAGAAAAUCAGCCUCAUCCUUAUCCUCAUCAUAUGGCCACAGGGCCUCACACCACAAAUAAUGCUAAAAAUUAUACUUCUUGUUUCUGUGGCUACAAAGUUUCCCAGUCGCUGUCCUUUGUCUCUCUUCUUCAGAGGCUUGAGGAUGGUUUGCCUUGUGCAUUGCACUGCAUAGGGCUGUAAAACUUGGAAGGUUUCUGAGGCAAGCAGCAGCAGCAGCCAUGGAGCCUGCCAGUGCUAGCUUGGUCUCCCUGAGGGCAUCCACCGCCACGAGCCGCAGCUGCUUCUCAUGUCGACAGCAAGGGACGCCCAAGACCAGGAUGCUUCCGGCCAUGGCGUCCAAGUCCGGGGCGAAACUGGUGGCUUCAGGCUGCAAGACAUGCAGGGGGAAGGGUGCAGUGGAAUGCGAAGGCUGCAAGGGGACAGGCAGGAACAAGAAGAACGGCAACAUCUUCGAGAGAUGGAAGUGCUUCGACUGCCAGGGGUUUGGGAUGAGGAAGUGCCCCACCUGCGGCAAGGGAGGCCUCACGCCGGAGCAGAGAGGAGAAAGAUAGAAGAAACAGCCAAGCAUCCAUCCAUCCAUGGCAGAUGCACUCUCCAGUGUCAUAUUUAUCAUGCUCAACUUUGAUCGAACUCUGACUACUAUCUAGAAGUAAGUAUCACCCAGAAUCGCCAAGCAAAAUGUCGAAAACCGAAUAUGGUGAUACACAUAAUUGGUUUGAGAACCGGCAGUAUAAUGCCAAGCAGAAUGUUGUGAGGAAAUCAACUGGUUUCUGCGCGUA
Molecule: messenger RNA, 954 nt
Organism: Aegilops tauschii subsp. strangulata
Lineage: Eukaryota; Viridiplantae; Streptophyta; Magnoliopsida; Poales; Poaceae
Source: RefSeq, a predicted model, not a curated record